CAAAAAACAUGUAUAUCGAGUGGUUCUCUUGACGGGCAUGAUGACGAUAAUAUCGUGUGCAUUAAACACGGCCACUUAAAGAUUAACUUGUGUGCCUCACAAGUCAGCUGAAAUUUGUUUAGAAGAUGCCCCAGGGGUUAUCAAUUAAUCCGGGUGACUGUAAGGAAGAUAAGGACAUUAUAAUUGACAGAUUAAAAAAAAAAUUUUGAAGCUGCUAGCAAAGUUUUUGCAAACAUUUUGUAUGACAUUUUCAUAACAAAAUAUGCAUAAGGGUAUUUUCAUACUAUAACAUUGAAUAUACAUCAAAUUAUAAGCCCCCUUCUAAUAUUAGCCUCUCUCUUUUAAGCACCUUCCUUCAAAGACUGAAAAAUAAAUUAGCCCCCCUCCCUGCUUAAUAGUACUUUUAUGGUAUGUAACUUUUCAUAAUUGUUGUGUAUUCGGUUCUGCUUGAAGCAUUCUAAGGUGAGAUCAAAACAAGGACUUUAUCUAUCUAUUCAAGGUCCACAGGGUAUAUUACAGAACGAGGUGCUAAAACCUUUUUUGGGGGCUGAAUAUGCCAAAAAUUCAAGAACAAGACGAUUUUUUGUGUGGUUUUAAGUCAACUUUGAAAAUUAUUGGGGGGCUAAUGCCCCCUUGGCCCCCUCGACCCCAUCACCCUGCUUCUACUGUCCCUGCCUUUAUCUAAUCUAUGAUGCAUAGAUUAUCGUUUAAAUUUUUCUUAGAAUAAAGAUGAAGUUUACAUAAACAUUUUUCUGGUUGUCCUAUCUGAACUUGCCAACCCUGGAAGAUUCAAAACAGACUUUGAAAGUGUUUGAAAUAUUUCAAAACAGACUUUGAUUUCUAUGUUUUUGGCAUGAACAACUAGAUCUGGAAAAAGCAUGAAAAUGACGAAAAAUCAAAAGAAAACAUCGAGAUGACUAAAACAAACAAUUUUAAUGGCUUAAACCCAAUGGCUCUCUGGGCAUUAGCCAAUGAUGGUGCCGGUGGGGGACUCGUUUAAUUUUAUGAGGAAAUUUGGAGAGAAGGGGUAAUGUUUUGGGAAAGUAUUUUUUGUGAUGUGGUUAAUUGGUUUUGAAGCAUGGGCGUUUUCAAUUGGUAAAAAAGAGCAACAACUGGAAGAUCGGCAACGCCUUUCUCAAAAAAAUCAUUCUUUGAUGCACGCAUUUUUUUAAAGGAUAUACUUUAAAAGUAAGGAACUACUAGGCUAAGUGAAAACGCAAGGAAUUUUUGGAUUGGAUACUGUGCCAAGAAAUUUGACAAAGUAAAUCUUUGAACGCACAUAUCUUAAACAUAGAUAAUUAUAUUAUUCAUAUUUAUAUUAGAUAUAUUAAAACGAGAUAAUCCUUUCAUUGAAAUCCUUAUUAAUCAAAUUUUCGGGAAAUUUAUGGAAAACGGGAAAAUUCGAGGAAAAAUUUGCGUUUCAAUUAUAUCUUUGCCUCAAAACCAAAGUUUUUUAAAAUCAAAUGUUUUACUUUUGCUAAUGGGAUUAGUACAACCACUUGCUGCAACCACUUUUUGGGCAAGUUUUCGUUAGGACGUUAGCGCCCCUUUUCGCAAUUUUUUGGAUUGUCAACGAUUUCAGAGCAGAACGCCAUGUACAUUCGAAACCUGACCUAAAGAGCAGAAGUAAAAUAGUCUCACAACCCUUAGAAUAGAAACAAUUUAAACUUAAUAUGUAAACAUGGUUUCGUAUCGCAUAAUAACUUUCCAUUCAAACCAACAUUAUGUAGUACAUUUUCACACGUGAUUCUUGCAAAUGUGGUUUUUAACAUAACCUACGAGUUCCGUUUAUUUUAAUAAUUUCGAUACAAACAAGCGACAAGACCAAAUGAUUUGCAAAUAGUGGUUGUUAUUUAUUGACUCAGUGGCAUAGCCAAUGUAACGUGAGUAGCUAAUGUUUAGUUGCUAUGAAUUGGACGAUUAUUCAAAUUGAAAGAAAUGAGGUGAGUGAAUCAGCAAUGUUCUGUUUAUCCGUACUUUAAAAACACUGCAGUAGCAGAGACUGUUGAUGAAGAUACCUCUCGAUAUGCAAAUUCAGUUGAAACUGUUCAAAAUUGGGCGAGAUAUGGCAGAUAUAGGAUUCCAAGUUUGCCAACGGAUUAUUGUUUUUUUUCUGGCCUGUUUCAUGAAGUUACUGUAUUAACCAAGACCAAAUUAAAGAGGUUUGACGGGGAAAGAGCCCGUGCGUAUGUGGCCAUAUCUCAGUCAAACUGUAACACAUGUAACACAAUUGGUUUUUUAAAUUAGAGGUAUUUUAUUAUGCUUGUUCAGGUAUAUAGUCUUUUGUAUCGUCAUCACUUCGUACCUAAUAGGGACUUUCAAUACUAGUUUAAAAAAAAUAAAAGAUAAGAGAACCAAAUUGUUCAUUAAAACCACCAACGAUGAUGUCAAUGGCCACACAUGGUUGAUAAUAAAUGCAGGGUGAUAAUUUCAGCUGGAAGAUUUUAACAUCGAAGAUUUUUAAUGUGGGACAUUUUUACAGGAUACUCUUUUCAACUUUGUCAUUAAUUCCCUUUAAACAGCAUUAUUAAGGAUAAAAUAGAUCAGAAUCUGAAAGCCGAAAGAUCAACAGGUUGUUACUUCUAUCUAACUUAUGGUUUAUCUGAUACAUCCGUAAGUUGUUGGAAAGCAAUUAUUGAUUGAGACAGAAAAUCUCAUAGUGGAGAUUUUGAUACGCAAGAUCGUUUACGGGGAAGGUUUUUGACAUGAUAAUUUUUUGUUGUUGAAAGGCCCUAGCGUCUUACGUCAUGUUUUAAAGACUCAUUGCUAACAAUGAGCCAUUGCGCUACGCAAGCAUCCCAUAAUGCAUUUUCAGACAGUCUGAAAUCAAUUUUGGUUAAUCCGCAGAAGUUUACUGGCAUUGUUUUGAUCGUCGCCACGCUCGCAAAGGCCCAUUGUUAGCAAUGAGUCUUAAAGUUACCUCGUCCACGCCACUAGAAAUGAAUAUUGAAAUGUUAAUCGCAGGCGUCGGGAGCACUCCCUUUAACUUUACUUACCCCUCCCCCACUUUCUGCAGAUAUUGUGUCCUUAAAAUUUGAAAAUUUACACUUAACAUGGUUUUCUUACAUUCUCUAUUAACAUUUCUUGAUACCCCCCGAGUCUAUUUUGUUUAUAAUGGAUAUUUGCUAUUAAAGACCUGGAAGAUUCCUAUUAUGGUGAGCGUGUUUCGUGGAAUGAUUAAAAGCAUUACCAAAAGUAAAGGAAAUCACUAUAACGAUUUUGAAACAUGGUCUUCUGGAUGACAAAGAAUUUCCCUUCACAAAAACUGAUGGUGGGUAGCCUAACGUGUAACUGCCCUAUUGUUGAGCCCGAUGUUAACCCUCCAUACACUCAUUUUCGAAAGAUCUCUAUCCUGAAGCCAAGUGGUACGGAAUUCUGUUUUAUUAAGUGCAAGCUUGUUUACGUUCUCGAUUAACAUCGAGUACGCAAACAAAGACCCCGUUUACACUGUCCCGUGCAAGUUUGGAACCGUGACAAAACUGUCGCGGUUCGCCCUUGCGUUUACACUAGCACUGUGGAACCGUGACGAUUUUGCUCUGCUAUCCGGAACAGUUUUGACCCUGCUUUGAAAGCGAACGAAUUUUGUACCGUCACGAACGAAUAGGGCAUUCAACUAAAUAGCUCUCGCAAGUUUUGUCUCAUGUCCUACAGUUUAACAACGUAAUGAUUGCUGUUAUCUUUAUAUGCCAAACGAAGGCCGACAGCCCAGUCUGUGAUGGCUGCCAACUCAAUAUUUCCGAUAGGUUUCUAUUAGAAGCUUUGGACUCAAGAUGGCAUUACGGAUGUCUUAGAUGUGAUUGCUGUGAUGUGGUAUUAGCAGAAAUCUCACAAAAAUUCUACUUUAAAUUUGGCAAAAAGUUUUGCGUUUUUGAUUACCUAAGGUUGUUUGGACCGAUGCAACAAUGCUGCGCUUGCAAAAAGGCGAUCAUGUCCUGUGAUCAUGUUAUCAAAGUUAGCCAAGAAGCUAUUUUUCAUUUACAAUGCUUCAAAUGUGAUGUAUGUCACAGGAGAUUCUGCGUUGGGGAAAAGUUCAUUUUUGACAGAGAAGGCAACACGGUACUGUGCAUUGCCGACUGUAUCCCAACAACUAAGAUCUCAAUGGCUAACAGCUAAAGACAUUUGCAGUAAGCUACAAAAAACACUUUACGUCGUAAAAGUCAUUAAAACCAGAGCCCCCCCCCCUCUCUAAAAGAGUUUCACCCCGGCCCGUGUUUUAUCCCGACCUGAGUUCAACCCGGAUUGAAUUUCAUGUCUGGAUUUAGCUUUUCGGGAGUUUUAGCUCUCUAUCGUUAGUCGAAAAGCUCUUUAUGUUUAAUGGUUAAAUCAAAGAAAACUCUUCAAAUCAUUCCAUUUUGAUUAAUGUACCCGCUCAUAGAAACUGUUAUCCCAGA
Messenger RNA from Rhopilema esculentum, 4391 nucleotides. Its product is annotated as rhombotin-2. Gene Ontology annotation, cellular component: nucleus. The record is from RefSeq and is a predicted model, not a curated record. Gene Ontology annotation, biological process: positive regulation of transcription by RNA polymerase II. Gene Ontology annotation, molecular function: DNA-binding transcription factor binding; transcription coactivator activity. NCBI's taxonomy places the organism in Eukaryota, Metazoa, Cnidaria, Scyphozoa, Rhizostomeae, Rhizostomatidae.